UUAAGAUCAACUAUAACACUCAGAAAGACAAAUGGUCAAUGAGUGAGUUGAUAGCAAUGUGUGUGCAGGAGGAGGAACGUUUGAAACUAGAACAACCAGAAGUUGCUUAUAUCGCUACCACUAAGUCAGUGAAAAGGAAGGGAAAUUUUAAAGGGGAAAGUUCCAAAGUCCAGAAAACGAAUUCAAAUACUGUUUCCAGCCCUAAUGUCUCCAAGGGACAGUCUCGUUGCAAGUUCUGCCAUAACAAAGGGCACUUGCAACGAGAUUGUUCAAAAUUCAAGGAAUGGCUGGCUAAGAAAGGGAUUCCUUACAAUCCAGAGGCUGGAAAGAAACCAAAGAACACUUAGAACGGGAGGAGGGGAAGAACUUGAAGUUGAGGCCAUAGGAACCAUGCAACUUAUUAUGAAAAAUGGUCAUUGUAUUAAACUUUAUGAUACAUUAU
Messenger RNA from Helianthus annuus (common sunflower), 442 nucleotides. RefSeq lists its product as uncharacterized. The record is from RefSeq and is a predicted model, not a curated record. The transcript is spliced from 2 exons. Lineage: Eukaryota; Viridiplantae; Streptophyta; Magnoliopsida; Asterales; Asteraceae. Gene Ontology annotation, molecular function: nucleic acid binding; zinc ion binding. Bases 39 to 347 code for a protein of 102 amino acids.